Molecule: messenger RNA, 714 nt
Organism: Eurypyga helias (sunbittern)
Lineage: Eukaryota; Metazoa; Chordata; Aves; Eurypygiformes; Eurypygidae
Product: inositol 1,4,5-trisphosphate receptor-interacting protein-like 1
Exons: 3
Coding region: 1-714 (237 amino acids)
Source: RefSeq, a predicted model, not a curated record
AUGGCCUGGGCCAGCAGCGAGUGCACAUGCAUCGCUGAGACUGGGCCAGACGAAGGCUGGGACAUGGCUCUGGUGUUAGUGUUGGCUUUCAGUGCGCUGGGUAUUUUCCAGGUGCUACGGGACGUCAGAGAAGAGCUGGAUGCGGAUAUAUGCCAGCACAUGCAGGAGCGUGUGGAGUGGCUGAGGCAGGAGAUUGCUCAGCUGUUUGAAGAGAUGGAGCAGAACCCCCAAGAGCCGAGCAGGCUGGACAGGGGAGCCCUGCACUUCAUGAUCUUGCAGGAGUGGCAGUUCUGGCCACCUGCCGGGCACAUCUUCCACACUGAGCUGGGCACCGAAGGGGAGACGCUGCUGAGGAACUGCCAUCUGCAUGUGGAGCUGGAGUGCAUGUGCAUAAGGGAGCAGUGGCAGGGAGAUGUGCUCUGCUUCCUCCACCACCCUGAGGACGAGCUGAUGAGCAGACAGGAAGCCAGCCUCCUACAAACCUUCUGCACCGGCUCAUACCUCAACGUGCAGAAGACCGCCUUCUGGCUCCAGGAGCUGAUGAGCAUAGCCUCGGUUGCUCUGCCUCAGAUGGCCACGUACAACUUCAUGGUGCUACCCUCCCCAUGCUUCUGGAAGCUCAAGCUUACUGACAUCUUGGGGAAAUCCCUCCGCAUUGAGCUGAUCUUGGCGGUGGAGGAAGGCAACUCGGAGACAUUUGUGACCAUGGAAUAG